GCCGCGGCCUACGAUGGGCUCUACCGCCUCUUACCCGUUGCGGCGGCGGCGGCGGCGCCCCCGGCGGGUCCGGCGGUGGCGCCGGCGACGGGGGUGGGACUCGCUUCGUUCUACGGGGCCAUGGGAGGGAACUCGGCUGGGGCGCACGGUGCGGUCGGUUCAAAUAGGAGGAAAAAAAUCAAGCCCGGUAAGGCAACAGUUGCAGAUUUGGAGCUAAAGAAGCAGAAGGUUAUCCAAGGAGGUGCUGCAGUUACUUCUGUUAAAGUUUGUACCGUAUGUAACGUCGUCUGCAAUAGUGAGACAGUUUUUGCUUCGCAUGUUGCUGGGGCAAAGCAUGUUUUGAAGGUCCUAGGGAAACCUUCAGUAGGCGCGGCCCCGACAGUCCAUAACCUUUUAAAACCCACUUAUGUCGUUAAAAAGGUGAAAAAUCCAGUAGCUAAAAGCUUAAAGAAGAAAUUGAAGGAUAUUACCCAGGUUCUUCAGCCGAUCUAUUGUGAUGUUUGUAAGCUUUAUUGUAACAGCCAAGAAGUUUAUAAUAGCCACAAAAUGGGGAAAAAGCACAAGAAAAACGUAGAGAAACUAAACCAAUUGAUGGCGCCUAAGCCCUCAAAUGCUGACACAUCUGCCGCCAAUAAAGGAAAUGAGGCGAACGAUGAGGCGAAGAGAAAAGCUAAGGAGGAGGAUUUGGAAGCCAAGAAAAGGAAGAUUCUGGUAGGAGGGGCUGCUACUGAUUUGGUCAAGGUCUGCACUCUUUGCAAUGUUGUUUGUAAUAGCCAAGGCGUGUUUGACUUCCAUAUCGCGGGAAAGAAGCACGCUGCGAUGUUAAAGAAGCAACAGCAGAGAACGACUAGCUGAAUAAGUCAGGUGUGGAUGGUAAUGUGAGUUGCUUCGUGGCUCUGGAUUUUUUUUUUUUUUUAACUGUUUCCGGUUUAAUUAUUCGCGUGCCAGGCUUAAACAAUUACGCUUUUAUUCAGCAUUGGAUUAUAGAAUUUCCCUUUGUCGUGUCGGAAGAUGCAUAAUUUAUUUAAUUUUACGUCAGGGGAUUGUUAAAAUUUAGCGGUGCUUGUCUAAAAUUUCUGAGUUUUAAAACCGUUUGUCUUUUAGGUUUUCAGUGUAAUAUUCGCCGCUUAAUCGACUGAAAUUAGCUCAUCCGUAACGCGUCUUUGGGAAACUAUUUUCACAUCUUUCCUGAUUCCUGUGAACAAGUGAUUCUUUGAGGCAUCAGCUGUUACCUUUUUCA
Ananas comosus (pineapple) is the source of this 1240-nucleotide messenger RNA. RefSeq names its product zinc finger protein 346-like. NCBI's taxonomy places the organism in Eukaryota, Viridiplantae, Streptophyta, Magnoliopsida, Poales, Bromeliaceae. The transcript has 3 exons. Gene Ontology annotation, molecular function: nucleic acid binding; zinc ion binding. Gene Ontology annotation, cellular component: nucleus. Bases 121 to 855 code for a protein of 244 amino acids. The record is from RefSeq and is a predicted model, not a curated record.